AUGGCGGAAAACACUCGCAUGAAGACGAUGGAAGCGGAAUUGAAGCGUUUGUCUCAAAUGAUAGAAACGGUGGCUGAGGAGAACAGAGCAGAACGUACUCGAGCGCAAGAGGCGACGAAUCUGAAAUUCGAGACGAUUCAGUCAUCCCUCACUCAGCUCCUUUCCGAUCGGUCCCGACAACACUCCAUCUCUCACGAGUCCCCGCUAGGUUCGAACUCUGGAGUUGACAAUUACUCGCGUCCUUGGUCACAGCCUCGAAGGGUGAGCUUCGAUCUUCCUAAAUUUGACGGUAAUGAUGCGUUGAGUUGGAUUUUCUCCGCAGAUCAGUAUUUUGAAUUCUUUAGAGUACCUCCGGAAGAGCAAAUCGGCCUCGCUGCGAUGCACAUGACUGGCUCCGCGAUUCCGUGGUUUCAGAUGUCACAGCGCUCCGCUCAGUUUCGUUCAUGGACGCAGCUCAAGCGUGCUAUUGAAUUAGAGUUUGGCCCCUCCUUAUUUGAGUCUCCCAGGGAGCUUUUGUUCAAGCUGCAACAACAGGGUUCCGUAAGUGACUUUUACGUUGAAUUCGUAGCUCUUGCUAAUCGAACUCAUAUCGAACCUGCUGAUGCAUUACGCGACUGUUUCAUUAGCGGUCUCCGGGCCGAUAUUAGACGUGAGGUAAAAUCUCAAUGUCCACCUUCACUGAUGCGUGCCGUAAGCUUGGCUAGGCUCUAUGAAGACAAGUUUUCGACAUCUCCGCGAAACGCUCCAGGUCCGGCAACCUCUAAGUCUCCAUCACACGACUCCUCUACACCUGUGCGUACCUUUCAACGGAAUAGCUUGCCUCCCUUGCUUCCUACACCAUCUCAGAAGCCAUCUCUCCCACCACCUAGGAAUCCCAUUCGCCAUUUGUCUCCGGCAGAAAUUCAGAGUAAACGAGAGAAAGGUCUUUGUUAUUGGUGUGAUGACAAAUUCACAGCUGCUCAUAAGUGCUCAAAUCGGCAAUUCAUGCUUAUGCAAGUUGAGAAUGAUGAGGUAGAUGUAGUAGUGAAUAGUGAGGACAUAGUUGUGUCUGAAGGAGAAAAUUUACAACAGCUGGAUGCAGAGGUGAUAGACCAUCAUCUCUCUUACAAUGCCAUGCAUGGUGCAUCGGGCCACUCCACUAUUCGAAUCAAAGCUCACAUUGGUGAGCUAGAAAUCCAAGCACUCAUUGAUGGUGGGAGCUCCGAUUGCUUCAUCCAGCCGCGGAUUGCAAAAUUUUUGAAUCUCUCCAUUGAGCCAGCUCCGGGAGUCCAAGUUGUAGUGGGAAAUUUUGACAUUAUGCAGGUUGAAGGUCGCAUCCCUUUACUAGAAGUGACAUUACAGGGUUAUAAGGUGCUGGUCCCUGAUGUAUUUGUUUUAAAUGUUGCUGGUGGUGAUCUCGUCAUUGGAACCACUUGGUUGAAACGAUUGAGAGCCCAUAUUGUGGACUAUGAAGCAGCUUAUAUUCGAUUCAUGCAUGAGGGUAGUUUGAUUACGGUACAUGGGGAGAAGACCAAUGCUAUAGCCCAGGCAGAAUUCCACCACAUCCGGAGACUUAUGCAUACCAAUUCUAUUGCUGAGGCUUUCACAUUGCAGCUGCAGCCUCAUGUUGAAGUUGCUCAUUCUUCCUUGACUCUAUCUGACGACAUACACCCGGAAGUGGUGAAAUUGCUGCACUCUUAUGCAGGGGUGUUUGCGCAACCUUCAGGCCUACCACCACAGCGCCGUCAUGAUCACUGUAUUCCUUUAAUCAAGGGUGCUGACCCUGUUAAGGUUAGACCCUACCGCUACCCUCACAGUCAAAAAGCACAGAUAGAAUUCAUGGUCCAACAAAUGCUUGAUGACGGGAUUAUUCAACCAAGCCGGAGUCCCUUUUCCUCUCCAAUAUUACUAGUCAAAAAGAAAGAUGGUACUUGGCGCUUCUGUACGGACUAUAGAGCGUUAAACAAUAUCACCGUUAAGGAUUGUUUUCCAAUUCCUACGGUUGAUGAAUUACUUGAUGAGCUGUUUGGCGCCUCCAUUUUCUCCAAGCUUGAUCUUCGUUCGGGUUACCACCAAAUUCUGGUCAGCCCUGAGGAUAGAUACAAAACUGCUUUCCGCACUCACCAAGGCCUUUACGAAUGGCUGGUCAUGCCAUUUGGCCUCACUAACGCCCCAGCAACGUUCCAGAACUUGAUGAAUGAUGUGUUCCGACCUUACUUGCGUAAAUUUGUGUUGGUUUUUUUCGAUGACAUCCUUGUUUAUAGCCCUUCCUUUACUUUACAUUUACAGCACUUAGAGACUGUGUUAAAGUUACUGCAACAGGAAUGCCUUUUUGCUAAGCUCUCAAAGUGCUCUUUUGGAACCAGUGAAAUUGAUUAUUUAGGGCAUACUAUCUCAGACAGUGGCGUUCACAUGGAGAAAGCCAAGGUUCAAGCUAUUAUGGAGUGGCCUCAACCAACCAAUGUGAAACAACUAAGAGGAUUUUUGGGUUUAACCGGGUACUAUCGUCGAUUCAUUCGUCACUAUGCCUCCAUAGCUACUCUUCCAAAUUUUGAGCUACCCUUUGAAGUUGAGACUGACGCCUCAGGGACAGGGGUUGGUGCUGUAUUGAUUCAAGAAAAGCAUCCUAUAGCCUUCUUCUCAAAGAAAUUGUCUCCUUCGCUACAGAAACAAUCAGCUUAUGUUAGGGAAUUCUAUGCAAUUACGGAAGCUGUAGCAAAGUUUCGGCAUUAUUUGCUGGGAAAAAAAUUCAUCAUUCGUACUGACCAGCAGAGUUUGAAGGCAUUGGUUGAUCAAACUCUGCAUACGCCUGAGCAACAAAAGUGGCUUCACAAGCUUCUGGGGUAUGAUUAUGAGAUACAGUACAAACCGGGGCAGGAAAAUGCAGUUGCUGAUGCCCUGUCACGAUGUUUUUUUGCAGCUUGGUCUCGUCCCAAGGCUGAAUGGAUGGGGACUCUUAAAUCAGAAAUUGAGGCAGAUGCACAAUUACAAGAAUUGUGGCAACAAUGCGUUCAAAACAGGCAGGUUGAUCCACACUAUACGGUCCGAAAUGGUAUUCUAUUAUGGAAAGAUAGAGUAGUGCUUCCAGUAAACAGCAGCCUCAUUCCUCUUAUCCUUCAUGAGCACCAUGAUAGUCCGGGCGGGGGACAUUCUGGUAUCGCUAAAACUCUUGAUCGGAUCCGUUCCUCAUUCUACUGGCCAAAUAUGCAUAAGGACACUCGAAAGUAUGUCCAGAAUUGCGUGAUAUGUCAGCAAGCUAAGGCUGAAACUACCAAGCCAGCAGGACUGUUGCAGCCCCUCCCUAUUCCCCACCAGGUAUGGGAUGACAUCUGCAUGGACUUUAUUACAUCCUUACCUCCUUCUCAUGGAUACUCGGUGAUCAUGGUUGUGAUUGACAGACUCACCAAAUUCGCACAUUUCAUUGCUCUGCGUCGUGAUUUUGAUAGCAAGACAGUUUCCGAUGCCUUCAUCAAGCACAUUGUUAAACUCCAUGGUUUUCCCAAGUCGAUCGUCUCUGAUCGUGAUAAAGUGUUUAUUAGUAAAUUUUGGCAGCAGUUGUUCCACGCUCAAGGAACCACUUUAGCGAUGAGCUCAGCCUAUCACCCGCAAACGGACGGCCAAAGUGAAGUCUUGAAUAAGACUUUAGAAAUGUACCUUCGUUGCUUUUGUUUUGAGAAUCCCAAGCGUUGGCUUGACAUGCUUCCAUGGGCACAAUUUUGGUACAAUUCCACUUAUCACAACAGCAUAAAGAUGCCCCCUUUCAAAGCUCUAUACGGACGUGACCCUCCUUCCUUGGUCAGAUAUGAAAUUUCUGCAGGGGAUGAACUUCCAUUACAGGAACUAUUGUUAGGUCGGGAUAAGUUGAUUGAGCAACUUAAAUCUACCUUAUUACGCUCUCAACAAUUCAUGAAGACUCAAGCUGACAAGCAUCGGCGAUUCAUCGAAUUUGAAGAAGGAGACUUAGUAUUGGUUAAGCUCCAGCCAUACAGGCAGCACUCGGUUGCAUUACGUCGGAGCCAAAAGUUGGGAAUGCGUUAUUUUGGGCCCUUUCCCAUCUGCAGAAAGCUGAGUUCAGUAGCUUACCGCCUAGAGUUACCAGCCGAGGCCAAAAUCCACAAUGUGUUUCAUAUUUCUGCCCUCAAGAAAUUCAGGGGCGAGAAACAGGAGCAAUACUUGCCACUGCCACUCCGGUCGAGUGAAGAAGGCCCUAUCCUUAGUCCGCAUACCAUUGUGAACCGCCGAGUCAUCUUGAAAAAUGGCCAAGAAGUGCAGCAAUUACAGAUACAAUGGGGACAAGGUACAGGUGCAGAGAGGACAUGGGAGGAUGCAGCAGAAUUCCUCCAAGCUUACCCAGAUUUCAACCUUGAGGACAAGGUUGAAGUUGAAGAGCGGGGUAAUGUAAUGAACAAAGGAGCAGUAGCAAAAAGGGGAAACAUUAUAGUGGGGCAAAAUGACCAAAAGAGGGCAGAGUUAGUUAGAGAAAUUGGACACGUGGAGCAAGGCUCGAAUGUACAGGGUGUGAGACGCAGUAGCAGAAGGCGCACUAUUAGUAGGAAAUGGGAGAAUCAUGAGCAGGAGAUCAUUGUGCAAGAGCUCCUGAAGUUGAAGGCACACAAGGAUCUGAUGUUGCUGUUGGAAAUUGAGCUGGUGCUGCUGCUGAUAUCUAGGGUGGUUAGGGGAAAAGGCAGAGGAAGAGUAGUAGAGACAAGCAGAGGAAGGGAUAGAGGGAGGGCUACACCAGCAUCUCAACCAGCUCCCAUCACUAUACCACAAUCUCAGCCAACUAAUGCCCCUAUACCACCAUCUCGUCCACUAAAUACUCUUGCAACACCAUUUCAAUCAGCUUUCAUCACUGCAUCACCAUCUCAUCCUUUGCCUAAGCCCAAAGUCUUUGGUAUGAGAAGAAGUAGAAGACUUAAGCUAGGAAUUAGAAAGGCAACAAGUCAGCCACCUGAACAUAUAGACCUCACAUUUGAUUAA
This is a messenger RNA of Arachis stenosperma, 4959 nucleotides long. RefSeq lists its product as uncharacterized. The transcript has 5 exons. Gene Ontology annotation, biological process: DNA integration. Gene Ontology annotation, molecular function: nucleic acid binding. Bases 1 to 4959 code for a protein of 1652 amino acids. The record is from RefSeq and is a predicted model, not a curated record. Lineage: Eukaryota; Viridiplantae; Streptophyta; Magnoliopsida; Fabales; Fabaceae.